GUGCAGAUCACAAGUCUUCCGAAUGGACUAUUAUGGACGAAAGUGACGCAGAAUUAUUCACUGAUAAGAUUGAAUAUUACCUUACUUCUCUCAAAAAUAUUCCUAAUCAGAGAAUGAAAAAAGUUGUACAAAAACACAGGAAUUGGAUUUUGUCAUUCAAGUCUCUAAGACGAGCUACGAAGCUAGUGUUGGGAUCCAUGCAAUAUCCAAGAUUGUCUGACGUUCAAGACUCAAAGUCAAUCUGGUGGGAUGAAAAAAAUCAGAUAGAAAUUGUAAAGGCACUAGUCAGGGAUACUACUAAUUUUCCAAGUUCUCCUGUACUAGG
Molecule: messenger RNA, 325 nt
Organism: Ambispora gerdemannii
Lineage: Eukaryota; Fungi; Glomeromycota; Glomeromycetes; Archaeosporales; Ambisporaceae
Source: the annotation of a GenBank genome assembly